Messenger RNA from Anas platyrhynchos (mallard), 3121 nucleotides. RefSeq names its product TATA-box binding protein like 2 (gene TBPL2). Gene Ontology annotation, molecular function: DNA binding. Lineage: Eukaryota; Metazoa; Chordata; Aves; Anseriformes; Anatidae. The record is from RefSeq and is a predicted model, not a curated record. Gene Ontology annotation, biological process: DNA-templated transcription initiation.
GGAAGCCCAGACUCCAGCUCUGCUCACAGGCUGAUGGCAAACACAAAGCAGAGCCCCGAUAUCUCCAGCACCUCCCCAGGGUGAAGCACACCCCAAAAGGCUGCUUGUGUCCCCUCGGGGGGGAUCACAACCCACAGGUUUUGGGGCAGGCCCUGCUCCCAACGAGCUGCACCUGGACCCUGCUGCCACCCCCUGCCUUAAAGCUGGGGCCGGGAGCCUGUGGUAGGGGCUUGUGCCCAUGGAUGGCGUCUCGCCGCUGGAGAGGUACCUGGAGCACUGCAGCGGGCAGGAUGACCUCUCAGCUAGUCCUCAGCUGUUUCCUCCCAUGAGCCCUUAUGAAGUGGACCUUCCAAUUCAAACUGAAGAUGGAUUGUUUGGUUCUCAAUUUAAUCAGCCCAAGGAGCUUCCUGCGGACUUCUCCUCAGUGGACCUCAGCUUUCUUCCAGAUAUUACUCAAGAUAAAGAACAAAACCUAUCUGAAGAUGGCCAUGGAAUGCAAGAGAAGCUUGAUGGGUCAGUAUCAAGAAAUGAGGACAGUAGUACCUUCGUGAAUGAAAGCAGCUUAUCAUGCCCAGAUGCAACUCAGCCAUCCCCUGAAGAGUCCGGUGUGUGUCCCCCUCUGACGCCAAUGACUCCUAUGACCCCAGUGACACCUGCUUCUGCUUCAGAAAGCUCUGGCAUAGUUCCUCAGUUACAGAAUAUAGUGUCAACUGUGAACUUGGCUUGCAAACUAGAUCUGAAGAACAUAGCUCUGCAUGCCAGAAAUGCAGAGUAUAACCCAAAGAGAUUUGCUGCGGUGAUCAUGAGAAUCAGGGACCCACGAACAACAGCCCUUAUCUUCAGCUCAGGAAAAAUGGUCUGCACAGGAGCAAAAAGUGAAGAGCAGUCACGGCUCGCAGCGAGGAAGUACGCGCGUGUGGUGCAGAAGCUGGGGUUCCCUGCCAAGUUCCUGGACUUCAAGAUCCAGAACAUGGUUGGGAGCUGUGAUGUGAGGUUCCCCAUCCGGCUGGAGGGGUUGGUUCUCACUCACCAGCAGUUCAGCAGCUAUGAACCUGAACUAUUUCCUGGCCUUAUUUAUAGGAUGGUCAAACCAAGGAUAGUGUUGCUUAUCUUUGUGUCUGGAAAAGUUGUACUGACUGGGGCAAAAGAGCGUUCUGAAAUCUAUGAGGCAUUUGAGAACAUCUAUCCCAUUCUAAAAGGUUUCAAGAAAGCAUCAUAACGUGGCCCGUAAAGAAACUAACAAUUUACCAGUUUGUAAUACAAGGCAUGGAACAGAAGCCAAGGGUAUUCCUGGACCCACUUGUACAGUUGUGGAUUAUUAAGCAAAUGACAUAUGACUGCUAAAAGUGCUGAUGCUUUGCUACAGUUUGUGAAAAGUUUUUUCAUGAAGAUUUGCUGUCUGUAAUCCACUUGAGUUCUGACAACUUGUGUCAAGCUGAGAAAUUUGCCAAACAAAUGUACUUUUAAUAUAAAGCAUAUUAAGGUUGCGCUUAUUUUGUAACGGAGGCCUUGUGCCUCAUCCCUGUUAAACAGAUGAAUCAACAAUGUACUUCAAACUAGCUUCAUCAAAAUUCUCAGCUUUAAGUACUGAAGGUUAGCUCCUGUAAUGAAGUACUUUCAUGUUCAAACUCAAAAUAUAUUUUUGUCUACAACACAGCUUACAAAAUCCAGUAUGACUUGACUCCAAUGUUUUGAAGACAGACAAUGAAUGCAGAGGACAUCUACUGACUCCCUCUAAUCCCACAGGUUGGAUAAACAAUUAUAUAAUGGUGCUGAUACUCUUUAUAGAGAAGAUAUUCAAGGACCCUGACAGUGUUGGAACGUACCUGGAAAGGAGAACUGGGGUGGGGGAGAAUGAAGCAAAUUCUGCAAUUUGUCUUACAUGGGUUAAAAAGUGGUACCCACUUGCAUUACUGAAAUCCUCUCAGAUGAUGGGAGGCUUGCUUGGCCUGAAAAGCAAACCUGUUAAUUAGGAACUACCUUUAAAGUGGACUUGAAGAAAAUAUAGAGUCUUGGAUGUUCAAGGCUUAAUUAUCUAGGUUAUUUAAUCAGAGCUCAGGCAAUGGCACUACAUGAAAGCAUUUGGUAAUUUAAUUUUGUCUCUCAUCUACAAGGGAACUCAAGGCUUCCUUUGCUGAAGCUGUCAUGCUCAGGUGGGUAACGUGACAAGGAAGAGUGUAAAGAUGAUCCCUUGACUGUUCUGGUACCUCCUAUGAUUCCAAAGAAGCAAAGUUUUUUAUUCCAGAACAGGGCUGCUGGUGUUUGUGUUGUUUCCUCCCCUUGUUUUCUACCAAAGGUGGGAUAGAUCUGUCAGGAAGCUCCCUGAGCCACUAGAGGUUGCUAUUUGAUGACUUAAGCAUAACCCAUGCUAAAGGCUGCCUGCCCUUCCGAUAAAUACCCACAUUAUAGGCAACAGCUUAACACAGGACAGGGCGUCAUGGGCUUAGUUUUGCUGUCACCAGUUCACUUCUGAUUUGGUGCGGAUGUGACCUCAACUUGUCUGUGAUGUCUCACAUGUGCUUUCAUAACUGUCCCUUUGCUCCCCUGGAAAGAAAGCUUGAAAAACUUCAUGCACUUCCUUGUGAUAAACCGGUCUUAACUAUGUUAUCAGCUUCUUUGUCACAAUCAAACUGUGUAUUUCCAAACUCAAAUCUAUUCUAAACAGAGGCUUACUUUUCUGUUUGUUUUCUAACCCUGCAGACUUUCCACAGCUAUGGGCUGAACUUUUAUUUGCACUGUAGCUGUAAAAGCUGAUAAGCUUGAGUUACCAGAAUCCUUGCAAGUGAAAAGCAACAACCUGUUCUUAUUGGGGUGUUGGGAGAAAGCUUAUCUAAGAUGAGCCUCCUUCAAGGAACAAAUCUGCUUUUUCAUUAAGAGCUAGCUGAAUAAUUUCACCAGAGAAGUCAAUGCUCUUUAAAAGUGUGGAUAAAGCUUUAAAGAUAAGAAAUGGUCUCUGUGCUUUUUCAGAGCUACUGAUAACUCUGUUUGCUAUGGUAACUUGUCUUAAAAACAAGUAUCUGGGUUCUUUCUGUGCAGUGCUGCUCAUGCUAGUAUUUUGUAGUACUUGAAUACAAAAAGAAGGGGAAAAAUAAAGGCUGGCUUUCUUACUUUUUACAAAGAA